AUGGAGAAAAGCAACCUGUCCGAGGCCGAGACUGGCCAGCAAAUUCCCUCGCCUGCGUCAUUUGCGCACGUGGACGAGAAAAAGGUGCUGCGCAAGAUGGACGUUCGCUUGAUCCCCAUGCUGGCCCUGCUCUACCUCCUCAGCUUUCUCGACCGCGGUAACAUUGGCAAUGCCAAGAUCGAGGGCUUACAGGAGGAUUUGAACAUGACGAGUGACCAGUAUAACUGGUGCUUGACCGUCUUCUUCUUCACAUAUGCCGCGUUCGAGGUGCCGAGCAACCUGUUGCUGAAGAAGCUGCGCCCGAGCCGCUGGCUGCCGGCCAUCAUGGUGGCCUGGGGCCUCGUCAUGACGCUCAUGGGUAUCGUGCAGAACUACCAUGGUCUGCUGAUUGCGCGCAUCUUCCUGGGACUGACGGAGGCCGGUCUGUUCCCGGGUGUUGCGUACUACCUGACCAUGUGGUACUGUCGACACGAGAUCCAACUGCGCCAGGCCCUCUUCUUCUCGGCCGCGUCCGUUGCCGGUGCCUUCAGUGGUCUCCUGGCCUAUGCCAUUGCCAAGAUGGACGGCGUCGGUGGGCUCGAGGGUUGGCGGUGGAUCUUCAUCCUCGAAGGUAUAGUCACCGUCCUCGUCGCCGUCGGCGCCUUCUUCCUGCUGCAUGACUUCCCCGAAACAGCCGACUUCCUCACGGAAGAGGAGCGCAAGUUCGUCGUGCACAGGCUCAAGUACCAGGGCCAGGACCGCAAUGCCGAUCAGGUCGCGCAAGCCGAGGAGUUCAAGUGGGCGUACGUCUGGCAGGCCUUUCAGGACUGGCAGAUCUGGGUCAACAUCUUUGUCUACUGGGGCAUCGUCUGCCCUCUGUACGGCAUCAGUCUGUUCCUGCCCACCAUCAUCCGCAACCUCGGCUACACGUCGAGCACGGCGCAGCUCCUCACGGUGCCCAUCUACAUCACAGCAGCCAUCUUCGCCGUCGUCGCCGCAUGGCUCUCAGACCGUGUCGGCAAGCGCAGCCCUUUUAUCAUCACCUUUCUCAUCAUCAUGGUCGUCGGGUUCACAAUGUGCAUCUCCACCUCGACUCCAGGCGUGGUGUAUGCCGGCGUGUUUAUCGCGACAUGCGCCAUCUACCCCGCGUUCCCUGGGAUUAUCGCCUGGCUAUCCAACAACUUGGCCGGCAGCUACAAGCGUAGCGUUGGUAUGGCGAUCCAAAUUGGCAUUGGCAACCUUGGUGGCGCCAUGGCUUCCAACUUUUAUCGACAGAAAGACGGUCCGCGGUACAUUCUGGGCCAUGCUCUCGAGUUGGGCUUCAUCGUAUUGGGCAUCAUCGCGGCCUUCAUUCUUGUCGUCAGCUACUCGCGCAUCAACAAGAGCAGGGAGCGCAAGCUGGCGAGCGGCGCGAUGGAGCAUUCGCCAGAGCAGCUGUCUACCAUGGAGACCCCUCCCGACGUCCGCAUGGACUAUCGAGUGGGACGCGGCGAGCAGGGUGUUCUGUCCUUUGAGCCGUACAAGAGCCACAUCUUGCCUCUCUGGCGAUUCAGGACUGUCCCAAUCGCGAGGAAGAGCUCAGAAGAUCUGUGGCAGAAAUUCAUCCAAUUCGAUGAGCAGGGUGACUUUGUGGGGAUGGACAUGACGCGGAAAUUCAUCCAAAUGGGCUUUACUCGAGCCAAGAGGUACGCUAAUCACGCAGGAGGGCGCAAGUACGACAGGACGUCCGGAAAGGAGAUUCCCAAAAGCGGAUCCCACAAGGGCAAGGAGGAGAAGUUGGCCGCCAGUGCGAUCUUCCGAGAGGUGUGGGAGAGAUGCAAGCAGCACGAAGGAUACCAGCAGAAGAAGGCGGCUUUCCUGAAGGAACAGAAGGAGUGGAGGAAAGACAAUGCGCAGACGUAG
Molecule: messenger RNA, 1881 nt
Organism: Emericellopsis cladophorae
Lineage: Eukaryota; Fungi; Ascomycota; Sordariomycetes; Hypocreales; Bionectriaceae
Exons: 5
Coding region: 1-1881 (626 amino acids)
Biological process (GO): transmembrane transport
Cellular component (GO): membrane
Molecular function (GO): transmembrane transporter activity
Source: RefSeq, a predicted model, not a curated record